Hirsutella rhossiliensis is the source of this 594-nucleotide messenger RNA. RefSeq lists its product as uncharacterized. The transcript has 3 exons. The record is from RefSeq and is a predicted model, not a curated record. NCBI's taxonomy places the organism in Eukaryota, Fungi, Ascomycota, Sordariomycetes, Hypocreales, Ophiocordycipitaceae. The coding region runs from base 1 to 594 and encodes 197 amino acids.
AUGGCAGUGGAUUCAAGUAAUGCCCUUGUAGUGGACAAGGAUGGCGCCGACGCGUUUCGACACGAAAACGACCAGCUACUGUCGCUCUUGCCCGCGUCGUACCGCACGGAGUCCGACGAUCUGGCCGCCCCCGCUCGCCAUGUCACGACCUGCAUCGAGAAGGAGCUCAACUUGCGCCGGCUGACCAGCAUUCAUGGGUGGCCGUGGCUCGCCGGCCGGCCCAUGCCGCCGCGUCCGCUGCACCACCAGUUGCUGGUCGGCCGAGAAGUCAUCGUCACGGAGCAGAUGGACAUGCAUCUCGUCUGGACGACGAGCUGGAUAUUCCUCAAACCUAUCCCGCGGUUCCUUCUCGAGCCGCGCUUCUGGCACGAGUACCUCUCCUGCGGACAAGAACUUAGGCAGCGUGCGCUCGGCUUCCUCCUCUCCUACGCCGCACUGAUUUCUUACGAGAGCGACUUCCUAGUUGCGAAGGAGAAGCAUCUGCUUCCCAUAGAAGUUCCAUGGCCCAGCUGGAGGACGUUCGUCCAGGAGCUGCAUACAGAGCACAUCUACCCAAACAUCGACGCGCGGUUCUACUACGGCGAGCUUCGCUGA